Messenger RNA from Porites evermanni, 3620 nucleotides. The record is from the annotation of a GenBank genome assembly. NCBI's taxonomy places the organism in Eukaryota, Metazoa, Cnidaria, Anthozoa, Scleractinia, Poritidae.
AUGUAUUACCAUGUAUUACUAUGUGUUACCAUGUAUCGCCAUGUACUGCCAUGUAUCGCCAUGUAUUACCAUGUAUUGCGAUGCAUUGCCAUGUAACGCAAUGUAUUACCAUGUGCUGCCAUGUAUCGCCGUGUAUUACCAUGUAUUGCCAUGUAUUACCAUGUAUUGCGAUGUAUUGCCAUUUAUCGCAAUGUAUUACCAUAUGCUGCCAUAUAUUGCCAUGUAUUACCAUGUAUUGCCAUGUAUUGCCAUGUAUCGCCACGUAUUAUUAUGUAUAGCCAUGUACUGCGAUGUAUCGCCAUGUAUUACCAUGUAUUGCCAUGUAUUACCAUGUAUUGCCAUGUAUUGCCAUGUAUCGCAAUGUAUUACCAUGUGUUGCUAUGUAUUGCUAUGUAUUACCAUGUGCUGCCAUGUAUCGCCAUGUAUUGCCAUGUAUUACCACGUAUUGCGAUGUAUUGCCAUGUAUCGCAAUGUAUUGCCAUGUGCUGCCAUGUAUUGCCAUGUAUUAACAUGUAUUGCCAUGUAUUGCCAUGUAUCGCCACGUAUUACCAUUUAUUAUAUAGACACGAGUGUUUUACUGGAAAAUAUACCACUCGUAAAAUUCAUAAAAACUACAUCCGGGACCCGAGUGGUUUAAUUUCCAUAAUCUCACACGUGAGUUUAUCGAUGAUUUCAUUGAUAUCAAGUUUGUCUCUUAAAUUGUACUUGAAUUCGUUGGUGUAUCAUCGAAACAUCUUCGGGUCUUCCUCGAAAGUCUUCGAAAAUCUUCGGAAAUCUUCGGACAUCUUCGGAAAUUUUCGGAAAUUCUCGGAAAAUCUUCGGGAACGUUCGUCUGGCCUUCGAACAAUUUUGGAAAAUCUUCGGAAAUCUUCGGAAGGUGGUCGGAAAUCUUCGGAAAAUCAUCAAAAACGCCGUCAUUAGCAUGUCUAUAUAAUAAAAAGAACAUCACACGGCGGCUUGAAGAUAUGAAUUUUAUUUUCUCGUGGCAAAAACAAUAUUUUACGAACGAGCGCAGCGAGUGAGUAAAAUAUUGUUUUGUCACGAGAAAAUAAAAUUCAUAUCUUCGCGCCACCGUGUAAUAUCCUCUAUGUAUUUCCAUGUAUCGCCAUGUAUUAUCAUGUAUUGCUAUGUAUUGCCAUGUAUUGCUAUGUAUAGCCAUGUAUUACCAUGUACUGCCAUGUAUUACCAUGUAUUAUCAUGUCUCACCAUGUAUUACUAUAUAUUACCAUGUAUUGCCUUGUAUUACCAUAUAUCACCAUGUAUUGCCAGGUAUUACCAUGUAUUGCCAUGUAUAGCCAUGUAAUGCUAUGUAUAGCCGUGUAUAGCCAUGUAAUGCCAUGUACAGCUAUGUAUUACGGUGUAUUACCAUGUUUUACCAUGUAUUACCAUGUAUUACCAUGUAUUGCCAUGUAUUCCUAUGUAUUAUUAUGUAUCACCAUGUAUUACCGUGUAUUAUUGUGUAUCACCAUGUAUUGCCAUGUAUUACCAUGUAUCGCCAUGUAUUACCAUGUAUAGCCACGUAUUGCCAUGUAUAGCCAUGUAUUACCAUGUACUGCCAUGUACAGCCAUGUAUUGCCAAGUACUGCCAUGUUUAGCCAUGUAUUGCCAUGUAUUACCAUGUAAAGCCAUGUACUGCCAUUUAUCGCCGUGUAUUACCAUAUAUUACCAUGUUUUGCGAUGUAUUACCAUGUUUUGCCAUGUAAUGCAAUGUAUAGCCAUGUAUUGCCAUGUAUCGCCACAUUAUUAAUUAUACUGUGAAUUUACGGGCGAGUCAGUGAUGAAAUUUUUGCCGGCUUAGUUGUCCUGAAUUUUUAAAUAAAUUUUAUGCCUUUAAAAUUGUUAUAAAUGUUUUCAAAUAAAGAGGUUCUGAAUGGAUGUUUUCUUGAAAUAUUCACUGUUCUUUACGCAUGUACGAAUGCCGAUUUGAAUUUAACAGUAUAAGAGGGAACUACUAAGGGACUCAUUUUUCAACUGAAUAAUCAAUUUAUUAAUAGAAUCUAGGGAGGUAUGUUUGAAAUGUCCAGACUUUGACAAUAGUGUAUUUGAUUCAUUGGUCCUGGUGGUGGACUUAACCCUCCCCUCACAGCCAUCCUCUCCACGCAUUUAUUUAUGUUUUCAGCGAGUCACUUCGAUUCAGUACAGGAAUUGAUAGUUCUGCAACGUGUGGAAAAAUUGAUGUUUUCGAAACGCCAACAUCGGCUAAAAAAACAUAUAUAUAUAUGUAUAGUAUAUGGCCUCGAUCUUCAUGAGUUCUCAGUAGUUCAAAGUGGAUAGAGAGCGUUCGCCUGGUGUAUGGGAGGUCAUAUGUAUGCAUCUUGUUGGGGACUCAGAUGUUAUACGAAACUUAUAACUUCAACUGCGCUUAACGAGCGUAACUUUCAAAACAGCUGCUCCACAAAAUGUCACUGAUAACGCGUAACGCAAAAGGUAAACGAAGUAUGACCAAAAAAUCUACCAAUUUGCGGUCCCUUCGGGAUUUUCUGUCUUAACUACGGGCGCAAACAAAAGAAAACGUUAACCCCCUAUCCCUUGCGGCCCCUAUCUAUAAAAGAAAUCGAUAUUUUUUUCUGGUAUACUGACUAUAAAUAACAACUGUAAGUACUUUCCGUAAUAAACGGGCGAGCUAAUAGAGCGCUUCCUCGGAAUUUCGCUUUUGGGCGAAAUCCCUGCUCUUCAGGGCCAAUAAGUUCUUAACUGACUUUCAACGAGGGUAUUUUCUAAAGUGACGAAUGGCACUUGAAUAUCUUUGUCAACUAAAAUCCGUUUACAAUACUGAAAGAACGUUGCCCUCCCCAAAAAACUGUAUUUUCAUUCGGAAAAAAAGCCUUUUCUUGGGCUACCCCUGAACUAUGUAACAGACAAAAAAAAGACUUUUCAAUUCACCGACUUUAAUCCAACUUAAGACAUACAUAGUCAAUAUAUGGCUACACAUGGCAAUACAUAGCAAUACAAGGUAAUAAAUAGCAAUACAUAGCAAUACAUGGCUAUACACGCAGUACAUGUCAAUACAUGUAAUACAUGGGAGUACAUCGCUGUACAUGACAGUACAUGGCUAUACAUGGCAUUACAUGGCAAUACAUGGCUAUACAUGGCAAAACAUAGUAAUACAUGGUAAUACAUAGUAGAGCGGUUUUCACUUGACUGUCGAAAGUAAUUGGUUUUGGUUUUGGUUUUGGUUUUACUACGCCCUUUGGUUGGCUAGUGUAUUCACUUUGGUUUUGGUUUCACGACAGUCAAGUGAAAACCGCUCUAAUACAUGGCAAAACAUGGUAAUACGUGGCGAUACAAAGCAAUACAUGGCUAUACAUGGUAAAACAUGGCAAUACAUCGUAACACAUAGUAAUACAUGGCAAUAUAUGGCAAUACAUGGCUAUACAUGGCAAUACGUGGCAAUGCAUGGUAAUACAUAGUAAUACAUGGUAAUACAUGGCGAUACAUGGCAGCACAUGGUAAUACAUGACGAUACAUUGCAAUACAUAGUAAUACAUGGCAAUACCAGGCAAUACAUGGCUAUACAUGGUAAUACAUGGCAAUACCUGGUAAUACAUAGUAAUACAUGGCAAUACAUGGAAAUACAUGGCUAUAAAUGGCAGUACAUGGUAAUACAUGGCUACACAUAG